Molecule: messenger RNA, 1155 nt
Organism: Adineta ricciae
Lineage: Eukaryota; Metazoa; Rotifera; Eurotatoria; Adinetida; Adinetidae
Source: the annotation of a GenBank genome assembly
AUGUUUGAUCCAACGCUGGUGUUACGGUUUGUUUUGAUGGCAGUAACGGCUGCUACAGGAGUGGGCGUGAUAAGUGCUGGCAUCACCGUCGGUGUGAUCGCUGCACAACAACAAGGGUUUUUACGCGAAUCUACUACAGUCUUCAAGUCAUCAGCAGGAAUUGCCGUCAAUAGGUACAUUGGACCUUCCGAAGUACCAUUGUUUUAUGAUGCGGUUGAAACAAUGCUCGAAUUAGCUGAUAGUGUAAAAGAAGUUUUGCGAGAGAAAUAUGGCGACAAGUUUGUGAACGUAGAAAUUGUAACAUUUUCAGCAACACCGAAUGUCACACUGAACGAUUCUAAAACUAGCCCACGGGAUGCGAAAAGCGCAGCUUCUGGUGUGGAAAGCAGUGCCAUUAAUCUCAGAACACACAAUGUUGCAGAAAUAGAAGGCCGGCAGAGUAAUCACGACUGCAAAAUAGACGUCGACAUAAUAAAUUGUACGAUUGAAUCCUGGGACAACAAAAAUUGUCCGCCCAUACACUUCAGAAUUGAUAAUUGCACAGAUUUCCUAGGCAAUAUAUUAGAAUGCGUCAAUCAGACAAUACCAGUGUACCAAUGCACGAAUGAAACACAGGACAUUAUCAAUUGCGAUGGCAAUAUUACACUAAGAAUACCACAUCACUGCUAUUCUGGACCCAAUCAAACAUCACCAACUAACCCGACAUUACGAACUACAACCAGUAUUAGUAGCACUUCUACUCAAACUACUACAACCGCUCUCUCUGAUAAGAGUACGACAACGAUUACUGCUGAGCAUAAAUGUGAAGCUCCAGCAAAUGCUACUGGUCAGCGAUCAAUUGUGUUCUCAACUAUGUAUUUGUAUUUCAAUGCAAAACAAAGUGAUGCUCCUCUAGUUGAUGAUAUCGUCGCUGCAUUGAAAAAUAUAAAACCACCGAUUGUGCUUUACAAUGUCUGUCGAACACCGAGUCCAGCUGCAGGCUCUUACAAUAGCACAUUGUCUCAUGUCGCUAAACCUGAAAAAACCAAUGUUGAGCUAUCGGCAGUACAAGAUAAGCCAAGCGUAUCAGACAAUUUGAAAGAUACAGUCAAUGCAGAGGCAGACGCAGCCAAAGAAAAUAUCCUUCCACCUACCUCUACUGAUGCAAUCGGAUAA